CUUCCGGGAAAUCAGUUAGUGGGAAGAGGUGAAAUCACCCGUUUUCGUCCUUUAAAUCCUUGAUGCCUCUUUAAGUCUUUAGCUCCAAACCCGCGACGUGAGUGGUUUUCGCUCACAAUCAGGUAUAAGAUUAAAACCAUCAGUGUUACAGCGUGAACGUGAUGCUUGUUAGUGCCGCUGCGGAGCGGCUCGUCGCUGCCUCCAGGCUGACCGACGGUUAAACUUACUAAGAAACUAAGUUCGUAACCGCGUGAACGUAUUCGUAGACAAGUCUUGCAGGCAGAGAGAAAACCCGCCCUUUCAUUCAUGUGACCCUGGCCGUCCAGUGAACAUUUUAAUGGGAGGCCGGCUCCUGCUGCGGACCGGACCGCGGGGGCGUCAGCUGCGAGGGGAGCGGGGGUUCGGGCCGCUGCCCGCCGGCCUCACAUGGAGUCUCUGGCCGGCUACGUGUACAAGGCCGCCUGCGAGGGCCGGGUCCUGACCCUGGCCGCGCUGCUGCUCAACCACUCCGACUGCGAGACCCGCUACCUGCUGAGCUACGUGACCCACCUGGCCGGGCAGAGGUCCACGCCGCUCAUCAUCGCCGCCAGGAACGGACACGACAAGGUGGUGCGGCUGCUGUUGGACCACUACAAGGUGGACCCGGAGCAGACCGGCACCGUUCGCUUCGACGGCUAUGUGAUUGACGGGGCCACGGCGCUAUGGUGUGCAGCCGGAGCGGGACACUUCGAGGUGGUGCGGCUCCUGGUGAGUCACCAAGCCAACGUGAACCACCGGACCAUCACCAACUCCACUCCGCUGCGCGCCGCCUGCUUCGACGGGCGGCUGGACAUCGUCCGCUACCUAGUGGACCACAAUGCCGACAUCAGCAUCACCAACAAGUUCAACAACACCUGCCUGAUGAUUGCCGCCUACAAGGGCCACACGGACGUUGUCAAAUUCCUGCUGGAGCAAGGUGCGGACCCCAAUGCCAAGGCCCACUGUGGGGCCACCGCCCUGCACUUUGCAGCCGAGGCGGGUCACCUGGAAAUCGUUAAGGAGCUUAUGAGCCGUCAGGCCGCAAUAGUGAUGAACGGACACAGCAUGACGCCACUGAAGGUGGCGGCAGAGAGCUGCAAGGCCGACGUGGUGGAGCUGCUGCUCGCUCACGCCGACUGUGACCUCCGCAGCAGAAUCGAGUCUCUGGAGCUGCUAGGGGCAUCGUUUGCCAACGACAGGGAGAACUACGACGUGCAGAAGACGUACCACUACCUGCACAUGGCUAUGACGGAGCGCUACCGCGACCCUGACAGCGUCGUCAGGAAGGAACUGCUGCCGCCAAUCGAGGCCUACGGCGGGCGCAGCGAGUGUUUGACGCUCCAGCAGCUGGAGGCCAUCCGGGUGGACCGGGACGCCCUGCACAUGGAGGGGCUGAUGAUCCGAGAGCGCAUUCUGGGCUCCGACAACAUCGACGUUUCGCAUCCCAUCAUAUACAGAGGUGCCGUGUACGCUGACAACAUGGAGUUUGAACAGUGCAUCAAACUGUGGCUUCACGCGCUGCGCCUUCGCCAGAAAGGGAACCGGAACACGCACAAAGACCUGCUCCGCUUCGCCCAGGUCUUCUCCCAGAUGGUGCACCUGAAGGAGCUUGUUCCCGCCGCCGCGGUGGAGCAGGUGUUGGGCUGCAGCGUCCUAGAGAUCGAACGCAGCAUGGCCAGAGUGGAGGCAGCGGCCGAACUGGAGCUCCCGCAGGCCUUGGACAACUUCGAGUCGAACAUUUUUACCUUUCUCUACUUAGGCUGCAUCUCCACAAAGACCACGUGCAUCGAAGAGGAACGCGCGAGGAUCAACAAGCACAUUUACGACCUGAUCCAGCAGGACCCGCGCUCGCGCGACGGCGCCUCCCUGCUCCACCUGGCCAUCAGCUCCAGCACACCGGUCGACGACUUCCACACCAACGACGUCUGCAGCUUCCCCAACGCGCAGGUCACCAAGCUGCUCCUGGACUGCGGCGCGCCGGUCAACGCCGUGGACCACGAAGGCAACACGCCGCUGCACGUCAUCGUGCAGUACAACAGGCCCAUCAGCGACUUCCUCACGCUGCACGCCAUCAUCAUCAGCCUGGUGGAGGCCGGCGCCCACACCGACAUGACCAACAAGCAGAAGAAGACGCCGCUGGACAAGAGCACCACCGGCGUGUCCGAGAUCCUACUGAAGACGCAGAUGAAGAUGAGCCUGAAGUGUCUGGCGGCCCGCGCCGUCCGCCAGCACCAGAUCACCUACCGCAACCAGAUCCCCAAAACUCUGGAGGAGUUUGUGGAGUUCCACUGAAACCAGGACGCUCCACAGACACGAACUUGUACAUCUUGCCUUUUUAAUGAAUACUUUUUGAGUUUUCUAACUAAUCCCAACGGUGCUGAGGGUUUGGACCUUUUUUGAGCAAGUUUUUUUUUUUAAAUUCCGAAAGUAGCAGCAGCGAAAACUCCCUCCCAGUGUAAGAACUGGAUGAAGGAGAGAUGACCUGAACGAGUAGAGAAACCAAACUCCUGCAAUAUCCCAGAACCCCCAACUCUCACCUGAUUUGACUUUUAUAAUUAACUGUUUUUACUUGUUUUAUUUUUACUGGAAUACAAAGAUUGGACUGUUUAGAAAAUGAAAAAGAAGCUGUUAUUAUUAUUCUUAUUCUAUUGUUCUACUGUUUGAAUCAUUGAUGCUAAUGAGCAGGUUUCUGGUUAAAGGAGCAUGAGGCUAGAAUAAGAAAUGAGACUCAUUAGCGCCACGACGACCGUCUGGGUUCCUGCAGUCAACAGCGAAGCCGGCACGGGAGCGUAGGGCUGGGCGAUAUGGACCAAAAGUCAUAUCUCAAUAUUUUCUAGCUAAAUGGCGAUACUCUAUGUAUCAAUAUUUUUUCUGUGCCAUAAUUGGGGUUUCCCCCAAAGCAUUAUAGCAUAGCAUCUAUGCUAGCUUCAUUUUUUUCUGAGGCAAACCCUUAAAAAAACAGUCAGUUUUAAUACAAAGCCUCGUGCCAAAUGUCACACAGGUUCCUUUAUUAACAGAGGUCUGCACAAUAUCAAAAUGUAUAAAACGAAUGAAAUAAAAAUAACCUGCCUGCAUAUAUAGAAUAAAAAUGCUUGUUGAAUAAAAUAAAAUAAAUAUCCCUUUCCUGCAUAACAAUUAAAUUAAAAUACACUGUGCAAUUAAUACAAUGUAGACAGUAACAGGCGGCUUUUCCACUGAGGUUGACAGUUGUGCAAAUAACAAAACAUUUGUGCAAAUCUCAAAUAAAACAUUCAAGUAAAUUUGUCACAAAAUAAGCUAUAUCAAAAUCAUACUUUUUUUUUUUUUUUUUUAAAUCGAUAUACCGUAAACGAUAUUGUCUCGUACCAUAUCGCGUUUGAAAAUAUAUCGAUAUAUAUUAAAAUCUCGAUAUAUCGCCCAGUUCUACGGGAGCGCCGUUCAAAUCAAGCUCUAAAUCAGACUUACAAUGUUAUCUUACCUGGUCAGUAGGAAAUGAGCCAUGUCAGCAUCUGUUUUCAGUCCCAAUUCAAGUUGAAGCUGCCUCCAUGACUCAAACGCGUAUCCAAUGUUUACUCGUGCGCCGUCGAGAACGCGCAUGCAGCGUCAUGUGACGUCACAUCCGCAGGACAGCGCGGGAAAUUCGGGCCCAGAAUUGCAGCAUAUUUUGCAGCACACAGCCUGUUCAAGGCAAUGGAGAGAUACACUAGAGGGCUCAUUCUUUUUGGUUUGGAACGCUUCACCUGACAUUAUUACUAGAAAACUAACGUACAAAUUUUUUUCAUAAAUCCUGCCUCUAUCCUGCCUCAUGCUCCUUUUAAGUUCUAGUGACUUUGAUUUGACGGUUUUUCUGACUAUGGUUGGUGAGCCACCGGCCCCGACUACCAACAGCCUUCACCGUGCUGCAACAUGCAAUAGGGCCAUUUACAGGAAUGUUUCAGGUCUAUCUGUUUAAUGUAACUAAAUCUCAUAAAAUACAUUUAAAAAAUGAACCAAUUGUCUGCAAAAAGUAUUGUCACCAAAGCCAAACCUGGAUUAUUAAAUCAGUUGUUUUAGGCUGAAAAAAUGUUAAUCAAAGAUGUUUUGGGUCCUCAGGGUGAUGAUGAUUUCUGGGUUUAUUAUUAAUGUUUUUGGAGAGAUUAAGGACCGUCUUGUGUGUCUGCUGCAACCUGGUGUGUGUGUGUGUGUGUGUGUGUGUGUGAGGAGGGGGAUUGCUAAUCGGAUAAAGCGUUUUAUUUUGGGAAGAAUAUUGAAAGUUUAAAAAAGUAAAAUGUUGAAGAUGUUUUAGAUGGCCGCCACCACAGAUUAUCUCCAUUUUCAUCAGUUUCUUUUGUUUGUAUGCAAAAUAAAAAGAAAUUGAAAUCAA
Cololabis saira (Pacific saury) is the source of this 4360-nucleotide messenger RNA. It is a transcript of the gene fem1b, whose product is annotated as fem-1 homolog b. The record is from RefSeq and is a predicted model, not a curated record. The coding region runs from base 427 to 2310 and encodes 627 amino acids. NCBI's taxonomy places the organism in Eukaryota, Metazoa, Chordata, Actinopteri, Beloniformes, Belonidae. The transcript is spliced from 2 exons. Gene Ontology annotation, molecular function: protein binding.